CUACCUGAGAAUGGCACAUCAACGAUUGCAAUUCCACAGACGCAGGCCAAACAACACCAGCCACCAACUUCAGCAAUUACUAUUGCUUCUACUACAUCAGCUGCCACCACAACAGCGGAAUUCGCGCGGAACAUCGUACCCUCGGUAAUCUCAAAUCUCCGUGCAGCAACUGAUGGUCAUCUGGCAUCAGGAGCAACCAGCUUGGAUUUCAGCGCCGCUUCGAGGAAUAUUUGCGAGGCUGUAGAGGCCGUGGCGAAUGCUUAUGCUCCUGCCCUCGCCAAUGGGCAAUUGAACGCCUCAUCUCCCUCCUCCAUGCAAUUCUCCCUCCCUUCUCCUCUCUCCCAACCACCUCAUCCUGCGAUGCCUUCCAAUUCACCGUCAUCUAAUAACAAUACUAAUGCGACUACUACCUCAGUCUCUGGAAAUUUGCAGGCACCCGUUCCUAAGUGUAUGGAUGUAAUUCGAGGGGCAAUAAUGGAGACCCUUCAGGAUCACUAUGCCCAGCUGAGUUCUGAGAUUGAAGCCUUGCGCACGACAGUGAAUAGUCUUCAACAGGAGAAUACUCAACUGCGGACAUACAAACAGGCUUUCGAUAAUCUCCGCCCUUAUCUCACCCCCGAAACUUUGGAGCAGAUAAAUCAAAAAGUACGGGCCUCGGAGGUUACUGAAGGCAGUCAGACUGCCGUUGCUGCUCCUGCUGCUACUGCUCAGGAAUCCGUUGCGUAUCAGCCUCAACCGCAAACUCAGCACUUCUUUCCAUCUUCCAAUGCCGCCGCUACUGCCCCCACUGUUCAGCAACCGUCAAAUUCUGCAUUCCAGUCCCAACAACAACAACAACAACAACAGCCAGUAAAUCUCUCUCCCUCCCAUAUUUCAAUACAGCCACCACCCCGACAAAAUAGCAAAAAAACCGAUCCCCAAUGA
This is a messenger RNA of Rodentolepis nana, 924 nucleotides long. The record is from the annotation of a GenBank genome assembly. NCBI's taxonomy places the organism in Eukaryota, Metazoa, Platyhelminthes, Cestoda, Cyclophyllidea, Hymenolepididae.